Molecule: messenger RNA, 4654 nt
Organism: Topomyia yanbarensis
Lineage: Eukaryota; Metazoa; Arthropoda; Insecta; Diptera; Culicidae
Product: sphingosine kinase 2-like
Exons: 4
Coding region: 754-2682 (642 amino acids)
Biological process (GO): sphingosine biosynthetic process
Cellular component (GO): cytoplasm; intracellular membrane-bounded organelle; membrane
Source: RefSeq, a predicted model, not a curated record
UUCGUGCGUCGCGUCCGAACCGACGAGCACCGGGCGGUUUCGCAAGUUUUCCCACACCCUCGCCAACGUGCACUCAUAGCUUUUAUUAUUUAUUCAUCGCUUCGUGGCUCCGAUCCGCGAACGAAUGUAGACGGGCAGGCAGAACGUAUUCUGCAAUCGAACGUUUCGGGCGUGUGUGUUUCUUGUGUUUGCCCUUGCGCCGCCUCAUUUUGUAAGCUUCUUUCUGCUUCUGCCAUACUACACCCCAGCAUGGAUUGCGGCGAGGCUGCCGCUGGACAAUAAUCGAGCAGAAGACUCUACGGUAGCUAGUUACUGAUUUUUUCUUUGAAAAGAUUCAUUUAAGCGUGUCGGAAUCGCGGUCUUUAUGAUUUUUGUUCUAUUGUUAGUGUGUUGAAUUGUGUGCAUUGUGGAAAAAUACAUUAUUAUGUGCGAUCUUGUGCCUUGAUGUCAGGAAUAACACCAUCGAGCUCAAAAAGUGAAACUGUGUUUAUUAUAAGUAGAAAGCAGCCAUAAAUUUAAAGACAGAGCAAAAAGCAAGUCACGCCCGACAAACUCUGUGUUAAAUUUGUCCCAUUAUUCUGCGAAGCCAUAAAUCAGUAGCAGCCAAAUCACGAAUAGCUUACAAGUGAACAAAACAAGCGGUUGUUUUUCUGCCAUUGCGAUACGCGCAAAUCAUCAGCAUUAGGAAAGAUUAAUGCGUCUCCCGAAAAGAGUGACGCACUGGAACAAACUGGAAGCAGGUUCGUCGGCAGCAUGGUUGACAAGCCUAAAUUGGAUCUCGCUGGAGAAGAGAUAGUGAUUCAAUCGCCGGCCAUCAGCAAGGGAACCGAUUGCGGUAGUCCACCGCACGUGGUCUAUCUGACGGAAACCUUCUACAUCAGCUCCAAAAAGAAUACGGUCUUCGAGGUGCGAUUAACCGACAAAGGGCUCAGCUUGAAGAAGCAAAGCAAUGGGUCAACCAAGGAACAAACGAUCCCCCUGAAGGAUAUCAUCGGUUGUCGGUGUUUGCGAAGCAAACGGAAAACUAAGGGUGGAUCGGCUUGUGCAUGUACUUCCAUUUCCGGAACCGCUCAGCUCAAAGUGGUCGAAGAAAAUUCCGGCGAACAGGAUGAGUCGGACGUCAGUGCAUAUCUGUACAUCUACGCUUACAUUCUCAAGCGGAAUCGGCGGGGUGGUUUUCGGGAACGCACAACCAUUACGCUUAGAUUUCGAUCCUUCGACAAGUACGAGGAUAACAACAAGGAGGCGCAGAAGUGGCGUGCGGCUAUCAAGUAUCUGAUCGCAGGUGAAACCUCCGUCAAGUCAAUCUUCCAGCCGAAGGACGUCCGUAAAAUGCUAGUGAUUCUCAACCCGAAAUCGGGCAAGGGGAAAGCGAGGGAAAUGUUUCAACAGCGAGUGGCGCCGGUUUUUGCCGAAGCGGAGAUCUCGUACGAUUUGCACAUAACUAAAAAGUCUGACUGGGCCCGCGAAUUCGUCCGGAAUCGAGAUAUAUAUCUGUGGCGUGGGGUUGUCGUUGUUGGUGGCGACGGAAUUUUCUACGAAGUCCUGAAUGGCCUGUUUGAGCGGGAGGACUGGCAGGCGGCGAUAGAGGAAAUUCCAAUCGGGAUCAUUCCUUGCGGAUCCGGGAACGGACUGGCGAAAACGAUUGCACAUUUAUACGAUGAACCAUUCGAGACGAAACCGAUCCUAGCAGCAGCUUUAACUAUCGUUAAAGGCAAACAUUCCAUGUUAGAUGUAGUUAGAGUGGAGACACGUUCUCAGAUAAUGUUCUCGUUCCUGUCGGUUGGCUGGGGACUGAUAUCCGAUAUCGACAUCGAGAGCGAGCGACUGAGGGCCAUCGGAGGUCAACGGUUCACACUAUGGUCCGUCCAUCGGCUGAUCAGCCUACGCACCUAUCAGGGCAAGGUGUCCUACAUUCCGGCAUUAGUUAGUCUUACUACUAGGUCCAAUUCGUUGCCACGGGAAGGAGCAGCUGGUGGAGGCGUUGGGUUGCUAAAGCAUAGUGUAAGUUACAACACUACACUGGACUGCAGUGAUUGUCGUACCGGGGCGAAUGGUGAUAGCCAUAAUAACUGUGAUGCAUGUGACACGAACUUUAGUGACGUGCUGUCCCUGGAGACGGGUAGUAAUUUAGACUCGUUCCGACCGCGCAUCGACAGCUGGUAUUCAGCACAUUCUAGAAAGAGUACCUAUUUUUCCACCGUGGACAGUAUUUACGAAAGCGAUCAAGCCUCUAACGAGGGCACGCAGACUGAGGGAAACAUGGCACAAAUGUAUGGACCACCUUCACGUAUUCCGGCACUAACGGCACCCUUGUCGGAAAACUGGAAGACUAUAAGCGGGGAAUUUGUGAUGGCACAUGCAGCGUACCAGAGUCACCUAAGUACAGAUUGCUUCUUUGCUCCUCGAUCCAAACUGAACGAUGGGGUAAUUUGGCUAUUGAUCAUCAAGGCCGGAGUGAGUCGAUCUCAGCUACUAUCGUUUAUGUUGGGGCUGGGCAGCGGUACUCAUCUACCAGCACAGAACAACGAAUAUAUCCUGAUGGUACCGGUGACAGCCUUCCGCAUCGAACCGAGCAGCGGAUCUGUCGGUCAUAUGACAGUAGACGGGGAGAACGUACAGUACGGUCCGAUUCAAGCGGAAAUUUUUCCUAGCUUAGCUAAAGUUAUGGUACCCAAAUGAUGCUGAAGAUGAUGGAUGGUAGAAACGGGGCGCACACUUUGUGGCAAUUAAUUUUAAUUAUGGUGUCUUUACAGUGCAUGUAAAAAUUGAAUGAACGUGAAUUUGUUAUCGAGUUAGAUAUACAUAUAUGCCAUCAAGGGGAUCCUUGGAAAGGUUUGUUUUUUUACUGAAAUUGGCUCAUUUGUUAUCUCAAAUAGUAGUUGUUUGUUUGAUAUAGAUUUUGUUCCACCAUUAGGUAAUUUCUAGUUAGGUCAGUUGGUUGACUAACCGAAUUGGCUGAUGACUCGAUUUACAACAAGGAAGGCAUGAUGGUGUAUUUCGUGAGGCUGUUUUUCACAACAUGUAUUAAAAGGCAAAGAUAUCGAUGAUGAUUUUCGGUGUUUUUGUAGAUAUGAACUCUACAUCUGAUAGGUAAACUUGAAAGGAGAAAAACUGUAUUUGUUGUUGUAACUCCUCAAAGCACAAUUGUAUUUUACUUUGAAACGCAAACGAUGUUAUGGUAUGUUGUUACUAGAUUUUUUUCUAUUUUUCUAAACAUAUUGUGAAUUUCUGUUAUUUUUGCAUAUUUUUAGUAUAAAGCUCAAUCUUUAGGUAUUGCCAUUUAAAAAUAGAACAUCACAACAAAAUUUGCUAUUGGACAAGAAGUGACACACAUGUGAAAGACAGCCUUAUAAAUUUCCGGCGCAGGUUAAUUGAUUGUAGGGGAAUGUCAUCAGAGUUGAAAUAUAAGACACGACAUCUGUGCGACAGUGUGGAAUUAUUAGUCUACACAGAGAACAGUAAUGGGGGUGGGCGUAGCGGAGUUGGUAAAUCGAUUGCCUUGUACGCAGCGCACCUGGGUUCGAGUCCCGACCCCGCACAUACGGUUAGAAAUUUUUCAUAAGAGAUUUUUCUAACCGGAAAAGGCGAAUGACCUUAAGGUUAAAACCUCUAUAAUCUAACUAAAAAAGAGAACAGUAAUUACACGCUGUAGCACAGAUGGCGGCCGGAGUUAUACACGAGUAAAUGACUGUAGCCCGUAUUUAAUAAUACAUCUAGACCUGUUGAUUGAAAAUACUACAAUUUGGUUCUAGAUUUAUGAAUCCGGUUAAUUUUUCGUCGAACGAAUGUGUCACGAUCGAAUUCCUCUAGGUAGGAAUAUCCCCAUACAUAUGAACAUCAAUUGAAAGCAAUUAAUAUAUACACAUUCAGCGUAGCCCUGUUGAGGUGAUUCAUACAUCAGAAGUUAAUGUCCAAAUGUAUCAUCAGACAGCGGAGCAAUUAUGAUAAUAAAAACCUAAUUUUAUUACCAUAGCAAUUACCUUUAACAUUGAUCACUACGGUAAAGUAUUUCGUCGGAUACACUAACAUUUGUGCUAAACCUUUCUUACCAAAACGUCAUAAACUAGAAUUAGCAAGAGAACCCAAAAUAGUGGCAAUUUUACAAACCAUAAAUACAAAAAUUAACCUAAAUCAAAUUUACCUUCAAACGAAGGUUGUAGAUUUUAGCCAAAUUCAUCGUCUAGAAAAUAAUGAAAACUCCCAUUUCUUCCCAUUAGUUUCACAAAAGCCAGUAGCGUAAAACUUGCGUGAAAAGGUGCCCUUUGUUCGUAUAUCUAUUACAGUUACUCUUUCCAGUUCACUCUGUUAUCUAGUCUGUAAUUUAGCACCAUGGUGAAAAUUUGCAAAAAAUACCAUGCUUUAGCUGACCUCCACUAGGCGAAUAAGGGAAGGAAACCAGCAUGUUUUAUGAAUCGUUUAUCCUAUAAGUUGUGACAGCUUUCUGACGAAGAAAGUGUACGGAUUUGAAGAUAGCUUUUGUUGUAGUUCUGGGUUUGAAAGAGGCAAGUUAUUUGACUAGUUAUUACAGUUCAUUGUUCAUAUACAUUCGAGUUGUGAAAGGUGAAAUAAAACAUAGUAUGAUAUAAGGGCCAUACUAAUAAAUGGUGCAUUGAAAAGGGGAAAUUAAACACAUUUCCACUGUAAUAUGUCA